AUCAAGAUCACUUUUUUAUUUUAUAAUACUUCAAUCAACGAAUUUUCUUUUAAAAAGCCAUGCCAUCUGCGACUAUCAUCGUGGAACUGCCUCGCAACCGCCUCCUCAAGGAGGGAUGCAGUGAUGAUGACUUCCUCAUUAAUCAACUAUCAGGAAUCAACGACCAUCCCGAAGAGGAUGGAUUGCCACUUCGCAGGUGGCUUAUUCGAGAGGCUCAUGUUGCCUUGUUGUCUAAUUUAAAGCUUACUGAGGUAACUUUAAAGCCUAAAGCCGAAAAGACAUCGCGAACACACUUUUUAAUUCGAAUUGAAGACUCCGAUGCGUAGUAGCAAUAGUGGAGAGAAGUUAGGUUAUAUAUUUAAAUUUCACCAAUGCGGUAAAUCAGAAAGGAAAAUAGUAGUAAUCAAGGAAAAGCAAAAUAUUUACUUUGUAAUAUUCAACUCUUUAUUUUCAUAUAGUUACCAAUUAAGUCUUUACUUGCUUAUGAAUAAAGGUUCGCUUGCCUGACUAUAAAAGUGUUUUUAGUGUUUGGGUAAAAAACAUGAUUCACAAUUCUCCUAGACAAACGCAAGAAAGGAUUCUUUUAAUUAUACAUCAUAAUACAUCGUGAUCUAGUUAUGAAGUAUGAAAAGAGAGCUAAGUUUUCUUAGAUUAGUGAUACUAUUCCCCGAAAAAUUGGAACGUUUUUUUCACUAUUUUAAAUCGUAUAUUGUUCUUUUAUGUCAAUAAAUAUUCUGUAGGAUGAUGUAUGAAGCCUUUAAA
Molecule: messenger RNA, 762 nt
Organism: Phytomonas sp. Hart1
Lineage: Eukaryota; Euglenozoa; Kinetoplastea; Trypanosomatida; Trypanosomatidae
Source: the annotation of a GenBank genome assembly